This is a messenger RNA of Elgaria multicarinata webbii, 760 nucleotides long. RefSeq names its product TNF alpha induced protein 8 like 3 (gene TNFAIP8L3). The coding region runs from base 25 to 639 and encodes 204 amino acids. The record is from RefSeq and is a predicted model, not a curated record. Gene Ontology annotation, biological process: regulation of apoptotic process. Lineage: Eukaryota; Metazoa; Chordata; Lepidosauria; Squamata; Anguidae. Gene Ontology annotation, cellular component: cytoplasm. The transcript is spliced from 2 exons.
GGCUCCUCCUCCUCCUCCUCCACCAUGGAUUCGGAUUCCGGGGAACUGAGCGACGGGGAGCUGGUUUCCUCGGCAGGUCCUGAUCAUUUUAGCUCAAAGAGUCUUGCGCUGCAAGCCCAGAAAAAGAUCUUGAGCAAAAUGGCCACCAAGACCAUGGCUAACAUGCUCAUCGACGACACCAGCAGCGAAAUCUUUGACGAGUUGUACAAAGUGACGACCGAGCACCUGAAAAACAAGAAGGAAGCACACAAAAUCAUGAAGGACUUGAUCAAGGUGGCCAUCAAGAUUGGGAUCCUCUACCGAAACAAUCAGUUCAAUUCGGAAGAGCUGGAGAUAGUCGAAAAAUUCCGCAAGAAGCUGAACCAAGCGGCCAUGACGAUUGUCAGUUUUUACGAGGUGGAGUACACGUUCGAUAAAAACGUUCUGUCGGGACUCCUGAACGAGUGCAAAGACCUUGUGCACGAACUAGUAGAACGGCACCUGACGGCCAGGUCCCAUGCACGAAUCAAUCACGUCUUCAACAAUUUUGCGGAUCUGGAGUUCCUCACUGCCCUCUAUAGCUUCGGUGGAGACUGCCGGCCACACCUCAAAAAGAUCUGUGAUGGGAUCAACAAACUACUUGAUGAGAAAAUCCUUUGAAACUUUGCCUUUUUCAAACAACAACAACAACAGACUUAAUUAAAAGAUGCAAAUAGAGAGUUGGGACAGAAAUAUGAGAGUAAGCUUCCUUUAUAAUACCCUCCCCCCCCCCCAAAUGGAA